Candidula unifasciata is the source of this 1399-nucleotide messenger RNA. Lineage: Eukaryota; Metazoa; Mollusca; Gastropoda; Stylommatophora; Geomitridae. The record is from the annotation of a GenBank genome assembly.
UUUUGGGUUGAUAUUAUUUAUGUCAUAUUACUUUUUUCAGAACAAACUACAGAUGGACUUGAGAAAUAAAAUCCGACAAGAUCUGAUGAGGUCAUCAGGGUUGAAAGACAAUGAAAUUAAUGAUUUAAUUGCUGAACUUACUAGCAGCAUGGCUAUAGUCCAAGACAAAAUUGGUCUGGAGCAAGAGCGACAGAGAAGGGCUCUUGAGAUAAGACUGGCCAGAAGAAGACAAGUGGUUGAAUAUAUGGAAAUAGAAGCUGUAGAAAAUGAACAAGACAAGAAUGCUCAAGUGGAGAUAGUCAGAAAUCUUCUCCCACUAGAGAUCAAUGGAAACCACAGACUGAAGAGUCCUACAGAUGAUGUAAUGAACCAUUUUGCCAGUGAGCCUGAUAGAAUGAUAAAAUACCAGCCAACAGAACUUCAUCUCCUUCAACAAUCAAGAUUGCACAGUUUUGAGAAGCUUUGUAAGAAUCAAGACAAAGAAAAGGCAGAAUUGCUACAAACAAGUCAGCAGGCCAAAAAUGCGGCAGAUUUUGUUCAGAGUACCAUGACAUGGAUUCUAGUUUACAUUUUGUACCAUGACAUGGUCACUAAGCAUCAUCAGGAAACUGAAGUUUUUUGGGAGAAACAGGACCAAAGGGAAGUUGAGGAAAUAUUUAGACAGGUGACUGAAUUCAUCCAGAGGGAAAGAAUAGAUAUAGAUGCUGAAGCAGAAAAGUUGGCAGAUAAACUGCGCAGUGAAAUGACAACCUUGGAAGUCACAAGAAUUCUGAAGCUUUACAAAGCUGAAAUGAAAAGAUAUGAAUCUGAAAAGCAAAAAGAAAAGCAAGCUGCACUUGCCAGAUUGCAGGAGAGACUCCAACAAAGACUAAAAACUGCCGAUUUAAAUCAGAAACAACACCAUAUAGAGCAAGAGAUUCUAAAGAAAGAACAAAUGGCUACAGUACGAAAAGUUGUAACUAUGAACAUAGAUCUGACAGAUUUAGACAAAGACCAGAUUUUAAAAGAACAUCAGCAAAACAUGAAGGCCUUGUCGAACCAGUUGCUUUGUAGCAAACUCAGACAACAGAAAAGCUUGGAAAUCAAAUUAAAUCAAAGGAAAAUUCACCUGGAAAGUCUGCUUCUGAGGAAGAAAAAUAUCAAAAAAUCAAACAAGCAAGAUAAGGAUGGCCAGUUGUUUCAACUUACUGCAGAUAUUACUAAAGAAGAGCAGCUUUUAGAAGAAGCUCGGCAAGCAGCAGUUGCUGAACUCAGAAAACAACUUGCAAAGGAAACAGAAGAGGCACUGAAGCUACAAAGUGAUUCAUUAAGUCUGCUCAUUGGUCGACUUCAGCUACGUGAAGCCAGAAAGAAAACGAUUCUUGCUCGCCAAGAAGGAACUUUCAUGCUCUCGACAUAA